Molecule: messenger RNA, 1653 nt
Organism: Polistes dominula (European paper wasp)
Lineage: Eukaryota; Metazoa; Arthropoda; Insecta; Hymenoptera; Vespidae
Gene: Mxd
Product: MAX dimerization protein
Biological process (GO): regulation of transcription by RNA polymerase II
Molecular function (GO): RNA polymerase II cis-regulatory region sequence-specific DNA binding; DNA-binding transcription factor activity, RNA polymerase II-specific; protein dimerization activity
Source: RefSeq, a predicted model, not a curated record
CUCAUCUUCUUCUUCUACUUCUACUUCUACUUCUGCUUCUACUUCUUCUUCUCUAAUAGUAGUAGCAGUAGUAGUUGUUGUUCUUGUGCUCCUCGUGCUAGUGCUAAUAGUAGUAGUAGUAGUAGUAGUAGUAGUAGUAUUAGUAGUAGUAGUGGUGCUGCUGGUGCGAGAGUCUUCUUAUUAUCGUGACGAGAGCGAAGAAGUUGUGUCGCCGCCGUGUGUGUUUAUUCUACUCUCUUCUACUACGCAACCACAACUACAACUAUACUCUUUCUACUACAUUACUAAUAAUAACGCCGCCAUCACUACUACUACUACUGCGUUAACUACAAAGUUACAUACUACAGAAGUACUACUAUCAUCAUCAACACCACCACCACCACUUCUACUACCACCAUCAUCAUCACCACCACCACCACCACCAUCAACUCUUUUACGAAUAUCUACUAGUGCGCCGUCCUCGUCGUUAUCGUCAUCGCCAUCGCCAUCGCCAUCGUCGUCGUCGUCAACUUCGUCGUUGCUGACGUCGUUUUCAGCUUUUUUCUUCUCCUCCUUGUCCUUCUUUUCUUCAUCUUUUUCUCCUUCCUCUUCGUUCUCUUCCUUUUUCUCCUUCUUCUCUUCCUACUCCUCAUCUUUUGCUCCUCGUGGAUCCUUGUUGUGGGAAGCAGUUAAAGAAAGAAAGCCGCGCCAGGAUUACGUCAAACCGAGGAAAUAUGAGCAUUGCUGCCCUACUACAGGCCGCCGAGUAUAUUGAACGAAGGGAAAGAGAAGCUGAACAUGGGUAUGCUUCGACGAUGCCGAUACCCGAUGAUAUGCGGACGGUCACAAAAAGGCCAAAAACGAAAAAAUCCCAAGGCAGUAGAACAACUCAUAACGAGCUAGAGAAAAAUAGGAGGGCCCAUUUAAGAAAUUGUCUCGAAAAGCUGAAGAUGUUAGUACCGUUGGGUCCAGAAACUUCAAGACACACUACGUUGGGUCUUUUGACCAAGGCUAAACGUUUUAUCAAAAGCCUGGAGGAACGUGAACGGAAACAUAUGGUGUACAAGGAACAACUUUCGCGCGAGCAAAGGUUCCUCAGGCGACGACUCGAGCAGCUGACGAGUCAAACGGGGUUGCACGGGCUUCAUCAGGGUCUCCAUCAAGGUCUACAUCACGAACUCAUCGAACGAAACGGUUUGAGUUCAUCAUCAUCGUCGUCGUCGUCAUCACCGUUGAGCUCAUCUGCACCAAACGGAUCCUCUUCCGCUGCGGCCGCGGCUGCAGCUGCUGCACAUCUAUCGAAACGUCGCAGUAUUUCCGAGUGUUCACUUGGAACAGCCUUUUCCACCAGUUCGGCCGAUAGUUCAAGGAAUUCCGACAGGUUUGCUGGCAGUCCAUCCGUCUCAGAGUCCGAUGAAGUGGACGUGAUUGGCUAUACCAGCAACCAGUCAGAUACCGAUGACCACAGUAGCGUGCAAAGUAGCAGCGACAGUGGCGUCGCAAUGUCUACAUCCAGGCUGACCCUUUCUGAAAUGAUGGACAAUCUUUAGAUAAAAAGGUGGCGCGGUGGCGGAGGAAAAAAGUGGAAAAGAAGUGUUUGAGAAAACGAGGAAAAAAUAAUAGAAGAAGAAGAAGAAAAAGAAAGCAGAUAAGAUGGAAAUAAGGAACCGUAGG